UGCACAAAACUCAUUUCCUUAUAUGGUGACACUCUGACUGUUCUAAAGACACAGCUGCAACAUUGACUUCCUCUUUUACAAUCUAUGGCAUUUUAUUGUCUCUUUUUCUUAUGAGGAAAUAAACUAUUUGUUAAAGCUUUCACACUGGCCACUAAAUAUAAAAUGGUGMUAAGCAAAAUCAGAUAGAUAUAAUAAUUGAACCAAUUUUAUUGCUAGAUUAACUCAACACUGCUUAUGCUAAAUAAAGCAUAGAAGAGUAAAUUUAAGGCCUCAUAAUUCCACACCCCUUAACAUAUGUCAUGAGGCGGAGUCAGGAUSCGAAGAGGUUUGUUUCUGGAUGUUUGGCUGAUGCCUGUCGUAGGCAGAUUAAAACAAAAGCUAAUCAGUCCCACAGCUGUGUCCGGAUUGUUUUGUAUGGCUCACUCAAACAUUCACAUGUCAACAAGUUGCUUACUUUUUAACAAGAUGCAAAUUAUAUAUUAACCAAGAUGCACUGACCAGGUAUUGUAAUAAUCGUUAAGCUGAUGUGCUGCUUUUAUUACGUUCAUCAUAAAACUGAGCCGGGACUGAAGAGGAGCAGAUUUUCAACAGAAGCUUCAUCUAUAGCUGCAUAUGUGCAAAAACUAACUCAAAAAUAACAUUUUUUAAUCUCAUUUCUAGUUUUGUUUUAAAGAAAUGAUGACAAAGUUUGUGUUAGUUUGUUUGGGAUUGUGGUUCAGUUUUUGUGCCAUGACUGGAGCUGAGGACCAGAACAUGACCAGAGCUCUGAUGCUGAUGUCUGAGACGCCGCUCAUCGAUGGCCACAAUGAUCUGCCAUGGCAGCUUCGAAAGCAAUUUAACAAUCAGCUCCAUGAAGUGAAUCUGCAGAAUCUGUCAACAACUCACACCAACAUCGAAAAGAUCCAGCAGGGACGACUUGGUGCACAGUUCUGGUCGGCCUACGUUCCCUGUGGAGCUCAGUACAGAGAUGCUGUCAGACAAACUCUGGAGCAGAUUGAUGUGAUCCACAGGAUGUGUCAGKUUUACCCACGAGCUUUCAUGUUCGCCACCAGCAGACAAGACAUCCUCGAUGCCUUCAGGUCCAACAGGACCGCCAGUCUGAUCGGGGUGGAGGGGGGUCACUCCAUCGACAGCAGCCUGGCCACCCUGCGCACCAUGUACCAGCUGGGGGUCCGCUACCUCACACUCACYCACUCCUGCAACACACCCUGGUCGGACAACUGGCUGGUCGACACUGAAUCAGAAACUCCUCAGCACAACGGCCUGACUAAUUUUGGCAAGCAAGUGAUCGCUGAAAUGAACCGUCUGGGGAUGCUGAUAGAUUUGGCUCAUGUUUCUGUAGAUGUGAUGAAUCAGGUGCUGGAUUUGUCUAAAGCUCCAGUUAUCUUCAGCCACUCCUCAGCUUACAGCAUCUGUAACCACAAGAGAAACGUGCCGGACGAUGUCCUCCGCAGAGUGAACCAYACUGGAGGGAUUGUGAUGGUGAACUUCUACAACGAGUAUGUGACCUGCGGCCCAGCGGCCAAACUCUCAGACGUUGCUGAUCACUUUGACCACAUAAAGAAAGUGGGCGGAGCUGGGAUUGUCGGUUUUGGUGGCGAUUAUGAUGGAGUUACCAGACUUCCUGUAGGGUUGGAGGACGUGUCCAAAGUUCCCAAUCUGGUGGCAGAGCUUGUGAGGAGAGGAUGGAGCGAUGAGGAAGUUAAAGCUGSUCUUGGAAAUAAUCUGCUGCGGGUCAUGGGUGAGGUGGAGAAGGUUCGUGACAGUCUGAGUGGACAGCGCCCGGAUGAUAAGCCUAUUCCAGAAAACGAGGUUGAGAAUCCCUGCAGGACAAAUGUCGAUGGCUUAGUCUCCGGGGUCGUUCAUUCAGUCAGUACAUCUGUCCUCCUGCUGGCUGCUGCCCAGGCUUGUUUCACUCUAACAGCUCAAUAAGACGCUCGUCACGUGCAACUACAUUUAUCUCUUGAGUAAUAAAAUCUAAAAAAAAAAACAAUGUUUUUGUCAGUUUUG
Messenger RNA from Austrofundulus limnaeus, 2010 nucleotides. RefSeq names its product dipeptidase 1 (gene dpep1). Gene Ontology annotation, biological process: proteolysis. Gene Ontology annotation, molecular function: metallodipeptidase activity. Lineage: Eukaryota; Metazoa; Chordata; Actinopteri; Cyprinodontiformes; Rivulidae. The record is from RefSeq and is a predicted model, not a curated record. The coding region runs from base 676 to 1932 and encodes 418 amino acids. The transcript has 10 exons.